Prorocentrum cordatum is the source of this 1632-nucleotide messenger RNA. The record is from the annotation of a GenBank genome assembly. Lineage: Eukaryota; Dinophyceae; Prorocentrales; Prorocentraceae.
AUGGUGGACGCCCCAGGCAGCCGGGCGGAGGCUGCGAAUGAGGGGCUGGCGGGCAGCAGACCCGAAUCCCGCAAGGGCGACCAGGGGGAGGAGGAGGAGGAGGAGGAGGAGGCCGGAGAGAACGCGACAUACAACUCGAGGGAGGUCAACGACCAGGUCUUCGAAGAGCUCCACCUUGGGCUCGCGAGCGGGGACGUGCAAGGGUCGUGGCGCGAUUUCCUCGGCAGCGCCGAGUCUCGAGAGGCCGCUGGCGAGGCCAUCUACGCCGCGGUCUUCGACGCGGCCCCGAGCCUUCAGAGCCUGUUCAAGACGCCGAGGGCGGUGAUGGCCAUGCGCUUCAUGAACGGCCUGAACCAGAUCAUCAGUUCUCUGCACGACCCCAAGGCGUUGAAGGUGGUGGUCGAGACACUGGGCUUCCAGCACCUGGACCUCGAGGUGACCAUCCCCCGCGUGAUCAUGUUCCGCGACGCCAUCGUCGAGCUGCUUCAGAUCGAGUUGGGCGCGCGCAUGAGCAGUCGGGCGCGAGAGGGCUGGAACACCAUGUUGAAUUACGUCGGCGGCUCCUACAUCUACGUGCGGCUGAGGUUCGCGGACCGCUUGAAGAUUCUUGCGGGUAGUUGGGCCACGGCUAACCAGCGGCAGCAGGACGAGCUUGCCGAGGAGGCGAAUGACGGCGACGAGAAAGAAGGAGAAGGGAGCCAUGACACGGACGCCACUGACCCUGAGAGAGACGAUAAGCAUGGGGCAGGCCAGAACUUGUUGGGAGAUCACGGCGCAUCGGGCGCUUCAAAGAGCAAGAGGCGGGUCAGCAUGUGGGGCUUCGGUGGCAAAAGGUCAACGAGCAGUUCGAAAGCAGGUCAGGAGGCGAGCAAGAGUAUGGAUGAGUCUGGCACCAGCAAGCGUAAUUUUAGGAACGCUUCUGUGCCCACCACGUAUAACGAGAUGUUUUAUUUCAACGCGGCCGUCAUGGGCUUCGGUCAGAGCCGCUGGAUGAAUGAAGUGCUUGCCUCUUUCGACACCAUCGUCACGAACGUGGCCAAUUCCUACCGCCUUCAGGAGGAAUGCGACGUGUUGUCGCUGCGCAUCGCGAAGUACAAGGGUGCGAUCAGCCUCGGCGAAUACAAGGCCGUGAUGCUGGCUUCCUUGCGUUCCUUGGUUCCCAAGGACUGGGACUCGAAUCACGAGGUGGCGUGGUCCUGGCUAUGGGAGAACGUGGAGCGGAUGCUCAAGGCGCAGAUGGGGAAGCCCGCGGCGCAGGAGAGGGCGUUGGAGGCGCUGUGGGGGAGCCAGGACGAGGCGUCGCAAGCCUAUCUCCGACGCGAGGUCUACGUCAAGUUCUUCACGCUCGCGCCCGCUGGGCAGGACUACUUCAAGCAGUCAACCACUCGCCUGCACUUCAUCGCCGACCGCAUCGUCUCCAUGACCCUGGAGAUUUACAGGGACCCCCAGAAAAUGGUGGAAGACAUCUCCGCGCUUGGCCUGCGGCACGUCGGGUACGGCAUCCCCACGGACUCUUCGGGCCCUUCGUCACGGCCUGCGUGCAGGUGGUGCGCACCCUCACAGUCGACGACGUGGCCAAGGAGGCCUUCAGGUGGUCGCUCAGCCUCAUCUCGCGCAUCCUUACCCGCGUGA